Molecule: messenger RNA, 3667 nt
Organism: Oncorhynchus masou masou (cherry salmon)
Lineage: Eukaryota; Metazoa; Chordata; Actinopteri; Salmoniformes; Salmonidae
Product: casein kinase II subunit beta
Exons: 7
Coding region: 130-816 (228 amino acids)
Cellular component (GO): cytoplasm; protein kinase CK2 complex
Molecular function (GO): protein kinase regulator activity
Source: RefSeq, a predicted model, not a curated record
AAUUUGCCUACAACGAAAACGCCUACUGCAGCGGUUUACUGGGAGGUGGUGUCCAUUUUAUUUACAACACUAAAUAUUACGUUUCUUAUAUUUUACUGGCGUUAAACCCUUUAAAGAGGGUCUCCCGAGAUGAGCAGUUCAGAGGAAGUGUCAUGGAUCUCCUGGUUCUGUGGACUGAGGGGAAACGAGUUUUUCUGUGAGGUGGAUGAGGACUACAUCCAGGACAAGUUCAACCUGACUGGGCUCAAUGAGCAGGUUCCCCACUACCGCCAGGCCCUGGACAUGAUCCUGGACCUAGAACCAGGUCAGCCCAACUCCAGAACCAUCUCUACUGCACUCGGAAAUGAGGAGCUGGAGGACAACCCCAACCAGAGUGACCUCAUAGAGCAGGCAGCGGAGAUGCUUUACGGGCUGAUCCACGCACGAUACAUCCUCACCAACAGGGGCAUUGCUCAGAUGUUGGAGAAGUAUCAACAGGGGGACUUUGGCUACUGCCCCCGUGUCUAUUGUGAGAACCAGCCCAUGCUGCCCAUUGGUCUGUCAGAUAUCCCAGGCGAGGCUAUGGUGAAGCUCUAUUGCCCUAAGUGUAUGGACGUGUACACGCCCAAGUCCUCCCGGCACCACCACACAGACGGGGCCUACUUUGGCACUGGAUUCCCCCACAUGCUCUUCAUGGUGCACCCCGAGUACAGGCCCAAGAGGCCCGCCAACCAGUUUGUGCCUAGGCUUUAUGGAUUCAAGAUUCACCCCAUGGCCUACCAGCUCCAGCUGCAAGCAGCCUCCAGCUUCAAGAGCCCUGUCAAAGCCAUCCGCUAAUGCCCAGAGAGAAAGAGAAGGGAGAGAAGAUGAUGAUUGAGGGGACGGGUCAGCUGCACCAAGCUCCAUACAGAUGCCUCCUCCCCGUACUGCAGAUUUUAUUAUUUUGUUUAGGUUAGGACGUUUAAAUGUGAGCGAGACAAACGCACAGGUUCUAUCCCAAACCCUCACACACACACACACUUAGAAUUACAUGCAUCUGUUACCAAACUCAACAGUGCCAAAACAGAAAAGAUGGAGGGAAAGAAAGUCCAUGGAUGUUAUUGGAUUUGACGCUACUGUUUCCUUUUGUGAUAUUACCCCAUUUUGCUCCGAUGAUGAACUCUCGCCAUGUUCUGUUUGUUUUCUGUUCUGUCUUUGGCACGGUUUGGUAAAGGGUCGUGGUAGACCGUCACCACUGGUUGAAUAGCAAUCCCUGCUCUACCCCCAUAUGCAUGUACACUGGCUGGCUCUCACAGAGACUACUUGGUCGAUGAUAAGGACAAAAUCUGUCACUAAGGGUGUUGCCAUUUCACCUGCUCCUGUAAACCAUUGUUUUACCAAGUCACACACUCAGGCUUGUAUCACUCUUUUAUUGUGUGACACUCACUGAGGCUAGUGUGUCAAGGUGGUCAUUCACAAUAGUGUUCUGUCAAAUUUGCCUUAAACAGACGCACGGGCGCUGUGGUUUGUGGUUUACAGGAAGUUCGAGUCUAGGACACAUUAUAGCUUUGAAUUUGUAUAUGUGCGAUGUAGGAUAGACACAAUUAAACCUGAAAUGAAUUAAAUGUUCUAGAAUGACCCAGAAAAGACAUACCAACCUACCUACUGUCUCUGUGUGAGUCACCCAAAACAACAGUCUUGUUUGUGCUGGUACUGCACGGUGAGAAUGUCAGCUCUGUCACAUGUUGCUGGGCUGGUUUCACUACAACAGGACUCAUCUCUCUCCACAGCGGGCACUGACUUGACUGGUGACCCUUCACACAUAAUAUAAAUAUUUAUGUAAAAUAUAGCGACAGAAAAUCUGCUUCUAUUUGGGGAGAAGUGUUUUGUUUGUGAUGUAGGGGUUUCAUCACCCUACUGCACAUGUGCGUUUGAGUCCUUGUGGCAAAAAGUAGAAUGCUUGGUAUAUGAUUUGAUUUCAGAACAAUAAGGAUGCAUUUGUCAAGAUUAGAAUGAAUGUACAGUACCUGUCAAGUUUGGACAUACCUACUCAUUCAAGGGUUUUCUUUAUUUUUAUUAUUUUCUACAUUGUACAAUAAUAGUAAAGACAUCAAAACUAUGAAAUAACACAUGGAAUCAUGUAGUAACCAAGAAAGGGAAACAAAUUAAAAUAGAUUUUUAGAUUCUUCUAAGUAGCUGCCCUUUACCUUGAUGACAGCUUUGCACAUGUAAUUCUCUAAACCAGCUUCAUGAGGGAGUCACCUGGAAUGCUUUUCCAACAGUCUUGAAGGACUUCCGAGCGGCGCAGCGGUCUAAGGCACUGCAUCUCCAUGCUAGAGGCGUCACUACAGACCCUGGUUUGAUUCCAGGCUAUAGGGCAGCGCACAAUUGGUCCAGUGUCGUCCGUCUUAGGGUUUGGCCGGGGUAGGCUGUUAUUGUAAAUAAGAAUUUGUUCUUAACUAACUUGCCUUGUUAAAUAAGGGUUAAAUAAAAAAGGACUUCCCACAUAUGCUGAGCACUUGUUGGCUGCUCUUCCUUCACUCUGCAGUCCAACUUUUCCCAAACCAUCUCAAUUGGGUUGGGGUUGGGUGAUUUUGGAGGCCAGGUCAUCUGAUGCAGCACUCCAUCACUCUCCUCCUUGGUCAAAUAGCCCUUACACAGCCUGGAGGUAUGUUUGGGUCAUUGUCCUGUUGAAAAACAAAUGAUAAUCCCACUAAGCGCAAACCAGAUGGGAUGGCGUAUUGCUGUAGAAUGCUGUGGUAGCCAUGCUGGUUAAAUGUGCCUUGAAUUCUUAAAAACAAAUCACAGACGGUGUCACCAGCAAAACACUAUCACACCUCCUUCAUGCUUUACCUUGGGAACCACACAUGCGGAGAUUACCCGUUCACUUGGCAUUCUCUCACAAAGACAUGGCGGUUGGAACCAUUAAUCUUAAAUUUGGACUCCUCAGAUCAAGGGACAGAUUUCCACCAGUCUAAUGUCCAUUGCUCGUGUUUCUUGGCCCAAGGAAGUCUAUUCUUAUUAUUGGUGUCCUUUAAUAGUGGUUUCUUUGCAGCAAUUCGACCAUGGCCUGAUUCAUGCAGUCUCUGUUUCUGUGAAGCAUUUAUUUCGGCUGCAAACUGAUGUGCAGUUAAUUGCCAAUUUCUGAGACUGGUAACUAAUGAAUUUAUCCUCUGCAGGAGAGGUAACUGGGUCUUCCUUUCCUGUGGUCCUCAUGAGAGUCAGUUUCAUCAUAGCGCUCAUGAUUUUUGCAACUGCACUUGGAAAAACUUUCAAACUUCUUGAAAUGUAUAUAUUGACUGACCUUCAUGUCUUAAAGUAAUGAUGGACUGUUGUUUCUCUUUGCUUAUUUGAGCUGUUCUUGCCAUAAUAUGGACUUGGUCUUUUACCAAAUAGAGCUAUCUUCUCUAUACCACCCCUACCUUGUCACAACACAACUGAUUGGCUCAAACGCUUUAAGAAAUAAAGAAAUUCCACAAAUUAACUAUUAACAAGGCACAACUGUAAAUUGAAAUGCAUUCCAGGUGACUACGUCAUGAUUGCUGGUUGAGAGAAUGCCAAGAGUGUGCAACGCUGUCAUCAAGGCAAAGGGUGAAUACUUUGAAGAAUCUCAAAUAUAUUUUCAUUUGUUUAACACUUCUUUUUUUAUGUCUUCACUAUUAUUGUACAAUGUAGAAAAUAGUAAAAAUAAAGAAAACCCUUGAAUGAG